Molecule: messenger RNA, 3273 nt
Organism: Ostreobium quekettii
Lineage: Eukaryota; Viridiplantae; Chlorophyta; Ulvophyceae; Bryopsidales; Ostreobiaceae
Source: the annotation of a GenBank genome assembly
AUGGGGGCGACGUCCAGGCGCACGCCGGGCGGUCCGGCCUUCCCCGUGCCGGCGUCACCGGCCGCCGCGCGGGCGGCGGCGCCCGGGCUGACCACCAACGACGCGCUGGUGUACCUGAGGGAGGUCAAGCAGCGCUUCAACCACCGCAAGGACGUGUAUGACGCGUUCCUGGACGUUAUGAAGGACUUCAAGGCGCAGCGGAUCGACAUCGCCACCGUAAUCGGCAGCGUGAAGGACCUGCUCAAGGGCCACAAUGACCUCAUCCUGGGCUUCAACACCUUCCUUCCCAAGGGGUCGGAGAUCACGAUGGUGCCCGAGCGGCGCGAGGCGCGACCGGCCGUGGAGCUGGACCAGGCCAUCACGUACAUCAACCGCAUCAAGGCGCGCUUCGCGCACGACGAGCGCGUGUACAAGAACUUCCUGGAGAUCCUGUGCUGCUUCCGCCAGGGUCGGAUGGACAUCCACAGGGUGUACCGCGAGGUAGCGGACCUGUUCCGCAACCACGAGGACUUGCUGGAGGAGUUCGGAUACUUCCUGCCGGACCACUCGCAGGCCGUGGAGCCCGGUGGUGGACAGGAGAUCGUGUCGCCGCCAUCUCGGGCCAUGCAGCAGCUGUCUGCGCAGUCGCACGCCGCACUGGAGUCCUCCUACCCGAGGCGGCGGUCAGCGAGGCAGGCCACCGAUGGGGCCGCCGGGCGACGGGUAGGGACUAGGGACAGCCUGGAUUACGACCGGGAGGCGCGGUUUUUCGAGGAGGUGCGGGGCAGGCUGAACAACCGGGAAGCUUACAGCGACCUGCUGAAGUGCAUCAACCUGUACGCCCAGGACGUGAUAUCGAAAUCGGAGCUGCUGGGGCUGGUGCAGGACCUCAUAGGGCGCCACCACGACGUCAUGGCCUCCUUCAGGCAGUUCAUAACCUCGUGCCCCGGGGGGGAGGAGGACCUGGAGGUGCGGCCCGGCGGGGGGGGCACCGUGCGGGGGGCCGUGGGCUUCCGGAGGGGCAGGGCGAUGUCCCUGUGGAACAUGUACCUGACGAGGCCCGUGUCUGAGCUGGACACCACCGGCCUGGAGCGUCCCACCACCUCAUAUGUGCAGCUGCCGCGGGAGUACCCCAUCUUCAAGUGCACGGGGAAGACCAGGCUGGGGGAUGAGACACUGCAGGACGAACUGAGGAGUGUGACCACAGGCACGGAGGACGCAGCAUUCAAGCAGAUGAGGAAGAACCAAUACGAGGAGAACCUGUUCCGAUGCGAGGACGAGCGGUUCGACCUUGAGAUGGCGAUCGAGCGGAACGCCUCGGCCAUCAGGAGGCUGAAGCCGGUGCAUGACAGGCUGGAGGCCAUGUCCUCCGAGGAAAAGGCCAACUUUGUGUGUCCGGAGGGCCUGCUGAGCCCAGUGCACAACAGGAUCAUUGAAAGGAUAUAUGGAGACCAGGGGAAGAAUGUGUUGGACUUGCUGAAGAAGAACCCUGUUGUGGCUAUCCCCGUCGUGCUGAUGCGCUUGCAGCAGAAGGACCAGGAGUGGCGGCAGGUUAAGGAAACCAUGAACACCAACUGGCGGACUGUGUUCCAAAGCAACUACCACAAGUCUUUGGACCACCGGAGCUUUUAUUUCAAACAGGCAGACAAGAAGAACCUGGCACAGAGAGUCCUUCUCCAGGAAAUCAAGGAUGCGGUGGAGAAGGGAAAGAAGGAUGACAGCAGGCUGCAGGCCCUGUCAUCUGCCUGCUCACUCUCGUCCACGUCGACAGAACACAUGACCCUGGAGUACCCAGAGGACAUGGUUCAUGAAGACAUAUACCAGAUUGUCAAAUUCGCUGCCUCCAAGAUGCUGUCGUCCGACACACGUAGGCAGGUCAUCAAAUUCUGGGUGGAGUUUUUGGAGCCCUUGUUUGGGCUGCAGCCUCGCCAGGUCGAUGAUGACGAGUCCAUGUGCUCUGGCGAAGAGGAAGAAGAUCAGGAGAACAAGGACCAGGUUGGGGAGGCUGACGAUCCCAGCUCCAGGAUGAUGACAGACAUGGAGGACGAAGAGAGGGAGCAUGCUAGUGGUGAGGUUUCUGCGCCUCUUGCACUGCCCCGCGAGGCAAGCUCUGAGCAUAACAACAAUGGAGAAGACCAUGCAAACCAGGAGCCAGGAGCUGACCAUGCUACAGUCCCAGAGGCGGAAGCAGAGAAAGAGGGCAGUGACAAUUGUGCUGAAGAUGCCAUGGAUGCUCAGAAAGGCCCGCACAGCUGGCUGCAGGACCCAUCCCACCUGUUUGGGGGCUGCCAGCCCCUGACUUCGAUAGGGCAUAGGUCCACAGACAUCAAGCCCGAGAUGGGCAGCUCAGCAGGGGAGAAGCAUGUGCUGUACUGCAGCGAGCCGUUCUAUCUGUUCUUCAGGCUCCACCACCACUUGCAUGACAGACUCACGAUGGCCCGAAAGUGCUGCAAGUCUCAAGAUCGAGCCAGCACUCCGCUACAUCAAGGGAUCGAGCCAGAGUCGAAAACCGAGUCGAGAACUGAGACUGAUGCUGAUGCUGCAGACAGGAAGCAUGCACAGUUCAUGGAGAUGGUGUUCCAGCUUCUGGAUGGGAACAUUGAGAUGUCCCAGUUUGAGGAUAGGUGCAGGACGCUCCUGAGCACCAACUCCUAUGUACUGUUCACUUUGGACAAGCUGAUCUUUCGCCUCGUGAAACAGAUGCAAACCCUCAUGACAGAUGAUAUCUCACUGAAGAUCUGGGAGCUCCACGAGUACGAGAAGGCACGGGCAUUCCCCACAACCGACGAGCUCUACCACUCGAACUGCAGGGUCAUCCUUCGAGAAGAGAAUUGCUUCCGCAUUGAACGGACUCCGGACAGAAAGCUCCAGAUCACGAUGAUGGAUGCCCUGUGCCCAGAGGCAAGUGCAGGGGCCCUCAGACCUGGGUUUGCAGAUUACCUCAAGAGCUUCCUGGGCGAUUCUAUAGAGACUGUCGAGGAAGAGGAAGCAUACACUCCCGUUUACCUUAGACGGACCCUGGUGCCUGGCGACCAGUCGCAGCGGCUGUCGGAGUGUUGUGUGGAAAACGGCCUGGAGUGCAAGUUCCUUUGUGAGACGUCCAAGCUGAUCUACAUCCAGGAUACAGAGGACGUCCUGAUCAGGAGAAGACAGGCCACUGGCUCCGCCAGUGCCCAGGCAGGUCGCCUGAAGCGACAAGCCAAUUUCGAAAGGUGGCUCGAGUCGAAGUAUCUUGUACAAACUUCCCAGCCGUACAUGCCUUUAGUGGCUGAACAAAAUGGGAGGGCGGUGUAG